Molecule: messenger RNA, 3027 nt
Organism: Oncorhynchus keta (chum salmon)
Lineage: Eukaryota; Metazoa; Chordata; Actinopteri; Salmoniformes; Salmonidae
Exons: 15
Coding region: 380-2317 (645 amino acids)
Biological process (GO): positive regulation of hippo signaling
Cellular component (GO): cytoplasmic side of apical plasma membrane; cytoskeleton
Source: RefSeq, a predicted model, not a curated record
ACACCCCUUCGACUCAUUGCAGUUGGUCUAGUCCAGGCUGCAGCGUCUGGCUCAGCCGAGGAGCAUCUUGAAAGUUUUUCUACAUCACGCCAAUGUUGUUACUUUUUCACUGUCCUCCAGAACUCUCAAACUACGUUCUGUUAUUUUAGGGAUAAUUUGUCUCAUUUCUAUGUCUGGAUAACCUCAACAACCUCGUUUUGUUUAAGAUAAUCAGGUGUUUGCUGGUUUCAUUUUUCGACAGCAGAAAAUGAACGACACAUUCCCCCUAACCAGAAAGAAGAAGUGAAGGAGUGUGGAGAUCAUUGGAGAGAAGAGAGAGAGAGACUGAAGAGGGUUUAAACUGAAGGAGUGACCGGAGAGGAUACUUAUUGCAGACACCAUGUCUGUCUCCACCACCAAACAGGAGAGAACCCUGUGUGUUCUGCUCCCUAAUAAAGAACAGCUGGACAUCACUGUGUGGGUCAAGUCCACAGGGCAGGAUGUGUUCAAUCAGGUGUCUGAGCUCCUUGGAAUAAAAGAGCUGCACUUCUUUGGCCUGACAGUGGUGAAAGACAAUGAGCACAUCUUUCUGGACAUGGAAGAUAAGCUGACCAAGUAUUUCCCUAAGGAAUGGAAGCAAGAUUCAGGGAAGGGGUUACAGAAGAGAUCCCUCCCCCUGGUACUCUGCCUCAAGGUGCAGUACUAUGUGGAGAACGGCAGGCUCAUCUGUGAGCGGAAGGCGAGGCGUCUGUACUUCUCUGACCUGAGGGAGAGGGUGUUGCGUUCAGAGUGUCGUCAGCAGGAGGAGGUGUACUUCCAGCUGGCUGGGUAUGCUCUUCAAGCUGACCUGGAGGACCAUCCCCUGCCUGGGAAGAACCAGGGAGGCACCCGUUACUUCCAACCCAAAGAGUACUUCCCUCCCUGGAUUGUGGCGAAGCGUGGGGUGGACUACCUGCUCUGUCACGGUCCCAAGGUACACAAGGAGCUAUGGGGCAUGACGCCACGUGAUGCGGUACUCCACUUCAUCAAAGAGGCCUGUCGUCUCGAGGAUGUCCCCGUCACCUUCUACAGGCUACAGAAGGUCAAAGAGAGAGGCACAGCUCUGCUGGGGCUGUCAGGGUUGGGGAUUUAUGUUCCCCAGGAGGCGGACAACAUCCGCCAGCUUCUCUAUGAUUUCCCCUGGUCCAACGUGGGACGACUCACCUUCCUGGGAAAGAAAUUUGAGAUCCAGCCAGAUGGUCUGCCGUCGGCCAGGAAGCUGGUCUACUACACUGGGUCUCCGUUUCGCUCGCGCCACCUCCUCCUGCACCUCAGCAACAGCCACCGACUCUACCUCAGUCUCCAGCCUGCCCUCAAACACCUCCGACAGCUGGAGGACAGCGAGGAGAAGAAGCGCUACAGGGAGUCGUACAUCAGUGAUGACCUGGAUCUAGACCAUCCAGGGGGCAGCGAGGGGGGCAGCCCCGGCCUGUCCCGACACUCUACCUCCAGCUCGGGCAUCGAGGCAGACCGCGAUGCGACACGGCAACACAGCAGCAUCUCCAUGGAGAUGGCGUCCAUGGAGGAGGAGACUGAGCUGAGGAAGAGGAUGGAGAAGUGUUUCAGUUCGGCGGCGAGUCACGGGAGUUCUCACACUUCGGGCGUGGACACGGGCAGCAAAGCACGCACUGAUGAAGAGGAGUGGCAGGAGGAAGAGACCCAGCAGGCCAGUGUGGACAGUCCAGGAGAGGUUUCCGUGGACGACCCAGAGGAAAUGCUGAGAUUGGCUGAGCUGAUGGAGGGCGUGUCGGUUGAUUGUCCCGUGCUCACCUCAGAGACUCACUGUGAAGGUGAGGUUGAUUGUCCCGUGCUCACCUCAGAGACUCACUGUGAAGGUGAGGUUGAUUGUCCCGUGCUCACCUCAGAGACUCACUGUGAAGGUGAGGUUGAUUGUCCCGUGCUCACCUCGGAGACUCACUGUGAAGGAUUUAAGGGGGAUCAGGUAGACCGAGAUGAAGACCUGGUGACACUACGCAGCAAAGAUACCCUGGGACAGAUCCUGAAGUCAAGAUCCCAUUGCGUGGACCGCCACAGCCAGAGCCUGGAUGACGUUCGCCUCUUCCCCCCUCCCGCCCCCCUCGGCACGACUCUACCCCCUGACUCCUCCCACAGCUACACCUUUGGCCUGCCCCUCCCGGACUCCCAGAGUGACGCUAAGAGCCCCCCAGGGUGUAACAAUGGAGGCUACUACCUCCCCCUCCACUGCCCGGCUAAGGGCACCUUCUAUGGACACAGGUCUAUGAACUGCCUGUCUCUGGAUCUACUGGGAGACGAACAGCUGUUGGAGUUCAUACUGUAGAACAACACAGAGGACCAAUGUCCUUCUUCAAGCCUAUUCUCUACCCACAUCCCCCUCCAAUGAACCUGUAGGAUACAGGGGAGUGGCUGCAUGCAGCUAGAGUUCUAACUGUAGAACGUCAUGUUUUUACACUCCCAGGCCGAACUGUACUGGCCUGGUCACAUCAAGGACCAUGGAGGGCCCUCUUCAUGCCUGUGCUCUACUGUAUGACUCAGAUACAGGGGAGAGGCUGCACAGAGACGUUGGAGGACUUGAUGGACCUUUAAGAGGAUUGAUUGGUAUUGGUAGCAUUCAUUGUGAAACGGAAUGAGGCCAUCACCUUCAGUAACCAUCCCAAUACAGACCAGACUCUACAUAUUUAUUGAACAUGUUUGACACUAUUUUUGUUUGACCUUUUUUUAGAUACUUUGUACAUAAUUGUCUUAUAUUUUCAACUAUUUUACUAUAUUUUUUUACUUUGAGGUACUAACACAUUGUAACCAUAUCAAUAACUGUAAAUAGGGGUGAACAUUGCAUUUCUUCAGUUUGUGUGAAUCUUGGCAUAGUUUGAACCAGGAGUAUCUCUAGAAGUACUUUAUGGUCUAUUGUGAAGAGCAAAGGACUUUACUCCACGUUGACAUCCUGUGUAAAUGUGUCAUCAUUCCAUUAUUAAAUAACCAACAGCAUUUUUAAUCUUAUGUUUUGCUUUUGUUUCCCUUGUAUGUCAGUUU